This is a messenger RNA of Struthio camelus australis, 2017 nucleotides long. The record is from RefSeq and is a predicted model, not a curated record. Lineage: Eukaryota; Metazoa; Chordata; Aves; Struthioniformes; Struthionidae.
GCAUAUGUGUCCUUGUGGGGAGCUGUGACCUUGCUGUGACAGUCCUUCCCUGCCCUCCCCAGGGCUGUACGGGAAAGAUGGCAUCCUGCCGGCUCGCAAGAUGCUGCGUUUCACUGGGAAGGGGCUCUGGGAGCAGCUGCGUGACUUCCCCACCCUGCUGUGGCUCAGCCCGCGCCUGGGCCUGGACACGGAGCUGGGCAUGGAGCUGCUCUGCCUCGUCGGCGUGCUGGCCUCCUUCGGCGCCCUGGUGUUCGAGCCCCUGCGGGACAGCCUCGUCUUCGCCCUGCUCAGGAUGCUCUAUCUCUCAGUCUACCAGGUGGGACAGGUGUUCCUGUACUUCCAGUGGGACAGCCUCCUGCUGGAAGCAGGUUUCCUGGCCGUGCUUGUGGCCCCCCUGCACCUGCUGAAGUGGCGCUCCACGGCCUGGCGCGCCCACGACAGUGUCACCUUCUGGCUGGUGCGCUGGCUGCUCUUCCGCCUCAUGUUCGCCUCCGGCGUGGUGAAGCUGACCAGCCGCUGCCCCACGUGGUGGGGGCUCACAGCUCUCACCUACCACUAUGAGACGCAGUGCAUCCCCACGCCAGUUGCCUGGUUUGCCCACCAGCUCCCUGUGUGGAUCCAGAAGUUCAGCGUGGUGGCCACCUAUGUCAUCGAGAUCGCCAUCCCACUGCUGUUCUUCGCACCCAUCCGCCGCCUCCGGCUCUUUGCCUUCUACAGCCAGGUCCUGCUGCAGGUGCUCAUCAUCCUCACGGGCAACUACAACUUCUUCAACGCGCUCACCAUCAUCCUGGCCUUCUCCCUGCUGGAUGAGGAGCAUGUGGGUCGCUGGCUGGGGCGCAGUAAGAGGAGACAUGCCAGCACCUGGCCUCCCAGCCUGCGAUCGUUGCUCUCCACGCUGCUGCAGCUCACUACCUAUGGCUUACUGGUCUACUGGAGUGUCCGCUACUUUGGCCUGGAGAUCAACUGGGAGAAGAAGCUGCUGGACUCCAAAGUGGCCUUCACGUACCACGAGUUCACCAAGUGGCUGCAUGCAGUGACUCUGCCCCUGGUGGGGCUGGGCUUCCUCUCGCUGUCCUGGGAGAUCCUGUCUGCCAUGUACAGGUGUGUCUGUGUCCGCGGCUUCUUCUGGAAGCUCUGGGCCACGCUGCAGUGGGCCAUCUUUGCCACAGCAACCAUGGGCAUGUUUGCCGUCAGCUUGGUGCCCUUCACCUACAUAGACUACGAGUCGAAUGGCAAGCUGUGGCCUGGCAUCCACCAGAUGUUCAACGCAGUCGAGCGUUUCCAGGUGGUGAACUCCUACGGGCUCUUCCGCAGGAUGACGGGCGUCGGGGGGCGGCCCGAGGUGGUGCUGGAGGGCAGCUAUGACAAGCAGAUAUGGACGGAGAUCGAGUUCAUGUACAAGCCAGGGAACCUCAGCACGGCUCCCCCCAUAGUCGCCCCGCACCAGCCCCGCCUCGACUGGCAGAUGUGGUUCGCGGCCCUGGCGCACCACAGCAGCAGCCCCUGGUUCACCAGCUUCGUCUACCGCCUGCUGCAGGGCAAGAAGGAUGUGAUCCGCCUGGUGCAAGCUGACGAGUCGAAGUACCCGUUCAACUCUCAGCCGCCUGUCUACAUCCGCGCCCAGCUCUACAAGUACUGGUUCACAGACAGCACGGAGGCGAGGGAGGGGGCCGCGCCGUGGUGGCGGCGACAGCACGUGCAGGAGUUCUUCCCCACCGUGUCCCUGGGCGACCCCACCCGGCCCUCCCCCGGCCCCACCGUGCUGUGGUCCCUGUACCUCAUCGCAGCUACAACUUGUCUCUUGCGAGCUCUGGGCCGCCGGCCCCGGGGGGGCGCACCCCCUGGCCGCCACAAAGGCCCCAAGCGGGGGGACCCUGCGGACCGAGGGGGCAGCGAGAAGAACGGGCAGGUGAGGAAGAAGGAGGCCAAAGAGGCGGAGGAGAAAGCAGAGGGCUGUGCCCGGGGGGGUGGUGCUGAGAGCCAUGCCGAUGGCCUCCGCAGCAAGAAGAAGAAGUAA